Molecule: messenger RNA, 4134 nt
Organism: Linum trigynum
Lineage: Eukaryota; Viridiplantae; Streptophyta; Magnoliopsida; Malpighiales; Linaceae
Source: the annotation of a GenBank genome assembly
AUGGAUGGCAAUAACUGGAGGCCUGCUGCUCCUGGCGGAGAAGCUCCCAUGGAUGGGGGUGACUGGAGAGCUACAUUGCAGGUUGAGUCACGGCAAAGAAUCGUGAACAAAAUAAUGGAGACAUUAAGGAGGCAUCUACCUCUUUCUGGUCAAGAUGGGCAACAAGAAUUGAAGAAAAUCGCUGUACGAUUUGAGGAAAAGAUUUAUACUGCUGCAACUAGUCAGUCUGAUUAUUUACGCAAGAUAUCUUUGAAGAUGCUCACAAUGGAGAGCAAAUCACAGAAUUCUAUACCCACUUCUUUGCCGCCUAGCUCAGCUGGCACUGGCAAUAAGCCCCCUGAUCCAGGAGCAUCCCCUAGUUUGCAGCCCCAAGUUCACAACCAGGGGCAAUCACUUCCCAUUCCAUUGCCAGGUAAUCAAGCUCAAGGACGCCAACAGUUGUUAGCUCAGAACAUGCAGAACAGUAUGACUUCUACAGGAGUCCAAAGUUCUGCUGGUCUACCGUCUUCAUUGCCUCCUGUUUCUGGUAUAAACCAGACUCCAAUCAAUGUCGUUGGCCAGAAUGGUAGCAUGCAGAACAUGUCUAAUGUUGCACAAAACCAAGUUGGUUCUUCAAUGGGGCAGGGGGUUCCCCCAAACAUGUUUGGUAAUCCUCAAAGACAGAUGGCUGGGAGGCAACAGGUUAUGGGCCAGCAGCAACAACAGCAGUCACAGAAUCCUUAUCUUUAUCAGCAAUCAUUCCAACAUCAGAUGCUUAAGAGAAAUCAAGCACACCCGCCGGUACAAGCACAACAUUCGCAACAACAGCAGCCUCAACAAAAUGUUAUGCAGCCAACUCAGCAAUCUGGCAUGCAAACAUCAUCUGUUAUGCAGCCUUCAUUGAUGCAGUCAACUCCUAUAUCUAAUCUUCCCCAGAAUCAGCUAUCCUCCGCCCAACAGUCAGCACAAUCCAUCCUUCAGCAGCAUCCACAAUCUGUCACCAGGCAACAACAACUGCAACAACAGGGUGUUGGUAUUCAUCAACAGCAGACGCAGAUGAUGCAGCCGCAAUUGCUGUCCACGCCGCAGCAGCCGCAGCUAUUGCCAACCCAGCAGCAGCAACAACAACAACAGCAGCAGCCAAUGCAAUCUCAGCAACAGCUGGUGGGGCAACAGGCUAAUGCUGCAACCAUGCAGCAGAAUCAGUUUGCCGGGCAACAAAACAAUAUUGGGGACAUGCAGCAGCAGCAGCAGAGAUUGCUCAGCCAACAGACUAACCAUCACAGUCUGCAGCAACAGCAGCAGCACCAUUCGAUGACUCAGCAGAAUAACCUUUCUGGUAUGCAUCAGCAACAGCUGGGUAGUCAGAGUAAUUUCUCUGGUCUACAGCAGCCAACACAGCAGCAACAGUUGCUUGGAGCUCAGUCUGGUAACUCAAGUAUGCAGAACAAUCAGCAUGCUGUAAAUAUGCUGCAGCAGCAACCCAAGGUUCCUCUAUUGCAACAAACACAACAAAAUUCUCCUAAUUUAUUACCAACACAAGGCCAGCAGACACAAUCACUAGCAUCACAGCAGCAGCAGCAGCUUGGUCUGCAACAACAGCCUGGGCAGUUGCAGCAGCAGCUUGGUCUACAACAACAGUCUAAUCCACUGCAAAGGGAAAUGCAGCAAAGGAUGCAAGCCUCUGGGCAUGCACCAGGAUCUUUGGUGCAACCUCAAAAUGUGAUUGAUCAGCAGAAGCAGCUAUAUCAAUCACAAAGAGUACUUCCUGAGACAUCAUCAACAUCUCAAGAUUCUACGGCGCAAACUGCUCAGGCAAAUGGAGUUGAUUGGCAAGAGGAAGUCUAUCAAAAGAUCAAAACUAUGAAGGAGAUGUACUUACCCGAGUUAAAUGAAAUGUACCAGAAAAUCGCUGCAAAGCUGCAGCAGCAUGAUUCUCUUCCACAGCAACCCAAGACAGACCAGCUUGAAAAGUUAAAGAUGUUUAAGACUAUGCUGGAGCGCAUGAUAUCUUUCUUACAAGUAUCAAAAAGCAAUGUCUUGAUCAGUUUCAAGGAGAAGCUUAGUUCCUACGAGAGACAGAUAAUAACUUUCUUGAACACAAAUAGGCCCAGGAAACCUAUGCCUCAAAUGCAGCAAGGGCAACUUCCCUCUUCUCACAUGCAAUCGUUACAACAAUCUUCGUCCCAAAUCACUCAAGCACAAUCCCAUGAAAAUCAAAUGAAUCCCAUGACCUUACAAAGUUCUGUGUCAGCAAUGCAGCAAAACAAUAAUAUGGCAAGCAUGCAGCAGACCAAUAAUAUGGCAAGCAUGCAGCAUAGUUUAUCUGGUGUUUCGUCGCCACAGCAGAACAUGAUGAACUCAAUGCAGGCAGGUUCUAAUCUUGAUUCUGGACAGGGAAAUGCUAUGGCCUCAUCGCAACAGGGUGCUAUGGGGUCUCUACAACAGAAUCCUAGUUCUUCCCAGCCCGCAAGUCUCAGCUCCGUGUCUUCACAAAGUGGGUUGACUAUGUUGCAGCCAAACCUUCCUCUUCAGUCAAAUUCGAACAAUAUGCUUCAGCACCAGCAUCUGAAGCAGCAGCAGCCGCAUGAUCAACAGAUAUUACAGUCACAUCAAUUUAAACAACAUCAACAGCGUCAGAUGCAGCAACAAUUAAUGCAAAAGCAGCAUAUGAUUCAGCAGCAGCAUCAACAUCAACAACAGCUGCAACAACAUCAACAGCAGCAGCAGCAACAAAAUCAGCAAGUAAAGCAGCAGCAACAAAUAUCACAGCUACAUCAGAUCAAUGAUGCAACUGACGUGAAAAUUAGACAAGGUUUGGGAGUUAAACCAGGCGUGUUUCAGCAGCAUCUCUCAUCCAGUCAGCGUGGUGUUUACCCUCAGCAGAUGAAGUCUGGCGCCACUUUUCCCAUCUCUUCGCCUCAGCUGCUUCAAACUCCUUCGCCACAGUUACCACAACAUUCUUCUCCACAGGUUGACCAGCAGAACCUACUGUCUUCGCUUCCAGGAACUGGAACUCCUCUACAGCCUGCAAAUUCACCUUUUGUUGUCCCAUCGCCUUCCACUCCUUUGGCUCCAUCUCCUAUGCCUGGAGAUUCCGAGAAACCAGGGAUUUCUUCCCUUUCGAAUGCUGGUAAUGUUGGACACCAACACCCAUCAUCUCUUGCGAUUGGCACUCCUGGGAUCUCUGCUUCACCAUUGCUUGCAGAGUUCUCUGUUCCUGAUGGGGCUCAUGGCAAUGCUUUGACAACUGUCUCUGGAAGGCCAUCUGUUUCAGAGCAGCCACUUGACCGGUUAAUUAAAGCGGUGAAGUCUAUUUCUCCCAAGGCAUUGAAUGCAGCUGUGAGCGACAUUGGCUCGGUCGUCAGUAUGAUUGACAGAAUUGCAGGAUCAGCCCCGGGUAAUGGAUCUAGAGCAGCAGUAGGUGAGGAUUUAGUGGCGAUGACUAAAUGCCGUCUUCAAGCAAGAAAUGUCAUCACUCAAGAUGGUAUUAGUGGGACGAGGAAAAUGAAGAGAUACACGAGUGCCAUGCCUUUGAAUGUCGCGUCGUCUGCCGGCGGCGUGAGCGACAGCAAGCAGUUGAGUGGACCAGAGACUUCUGAUCUCGAGUCGACUGCAACAUCUGGUGUCAAGAGGCCUAGGUUGGAGGCAAACCAUGCGCUUUUGGAAGAGAUAAGGGAGAUAAAUCAGGGACUUAUUGACACUGUGGUUGAUAUCAGCGAUGAAGAUGUCAAUCCAACUGCAGUAACUGCUGCUGCUGCUACUGAAGACGGUGGGGGAGGAACUUUAGUAAAGUGUUCAUUCAGUGCGGUAGCCCUUAGCCCCAACUUGAAAUCGCAGUAUGACUCGGCUCAAAUGUCACCAAUUCAGCCUCUCAGAUUGCUUGUGCCUAUGAACUAUCCAAAUUGCUCCCCAAUUCUACUGGACAAGUUCCCUGUUGAAGUCAGCAAGGAGUACGAGGAUCUAUCGGUGAAGGCCAAGUCGAGAUUCGGCAUUUCUCUUCGUAGCCUCUCGCAACCAAUGUCUCUCGGGGACAUCGCACAUACUUGGGAUGUAUGUGCCAGGGCAGUGAUCUCAGAGCACGCCCAGCAGAGCGGCGGAGGUAGCUUCAGUUCUAAGUAUGGCACCUGGGAGAACUGCUUAAGCGCUGCUUAA